AUAUUAUCAGUGCUGAUUUAGUUUCCAUUAUCUUCUUUCUUGCUUACACAUUUAAAGAACAAUGUUGUGGAACGAUAUCGUGUAUGUGUCGCUGCUUUUACUUUCUAUGGCGUUCGGAUGUUUUUAUCGUACAAUAAAAAAAUCGCAUGUGAAACAAUGGACCGCAACCGUUCUUGGUUUUGCCUUAGUGAUCUGCGUUUCAGGAUCGUCAGCCUUACAUCCAAUCUUUACUGUUCUUAUCAACGCCAUUAUCAUAACCAACUUGUCAUGGAAAUCUUUAUUUUACAGAAAAUGCCACCUAGUCAGCUUAUAUUUCUCUUUUUUCUACUUAUUGGUGAUCUUUCGAUUCAGUGAUUAUUUUGGAUUACCGAAUCCACCAACUCACACGAAUCUCGUUGUAAUGAUUCUCACAUUAAAGUUACCUGGAUUAGCAUUUGAAAUCAAUUCGGCGGCUACAGCAUCUAGCAAUGAUAUUCAAGGAGCAAAUUCAGAUGCAUUCAAAAAAAUUGACUUCAUGGAUGUAAUACAUUACAGUUUCAGUUAUAUGGGUGUUUUAACAGGUCCAUACUAUCGUUACAGGACAUAUUGGGAUUCUCUUCAUAGACCAUUCUCUAAUUAUGUUGAUCCGUGGCCGCUCACUUAUUACAAAUUAAAACAAAUUGUAGCGUUUAUUCCGCUCUUUCUAAUAAUGAAUCAUCUGUUUCCCAGCGAUUAUACGCAAACGAUAGAAUAUGAAGAACUCAAUUUUCUCUACAGAUUUUUAUACAUCUAUCCCACUUUUGCCUGUUUUCGAUUAAGAAUGUAUAUUGGUAUGGCUCUGGCUGAAUGCGUUUGCCAAAUGUCAGGACUAGGAGCUUAUCCGGUUUGUUGUCAAUCUGCACCUGGUCUGGGUCCGCGUGAUUACAAAACAGUUGAAAAAUUGUCCUUUGAUCAUAAAAGAGCGAAAAUGGAGGAGCAAGAUUUCGAAACGGUGCAUAACAUGAAUGUAUGGGAAGUGGAGUUUUCUCCAUUUGUUAGACAUACAAUGAAAAUGUGGAAUACAUGCAUACAAUAUUGGAUGGCUGUGUGCAUUUAUAAAAGAUUUCCUUAUAAAAGUUUAAGAACUGUCAUUACGUUGACUCUCUCUGCUCUAUGGCAUGGUUACGCUGCAGGCUAUUAUUUUUGCAUCUGUCAAGUUCCGCUCUAUCUAUCAUUUGAGGAUAUCUGCAUUAAAUUUUACAAUCAAUGUGAAGAGAACGGAUUUAACGAUAAUCAUCACAAUAUUGAUAUAUGCUGUUCUCAUAAUGAAAUACAGGCUAGGAAAGUCUGGAGAUUCUUCCUUUGGUGGGCAAAACUUACGUGCAUGGCAUAUCUUGGCGUGCCCUUCCAAUUGCUGCGCUUCCAAGAAAUAAUACAUUUUUACAAGAGUCUAUAUUUCUCCGGACAUAUCUUAGGACUUGGACUUUAUCUGAUCGUACGAAUUCUGAAGCCUUAUCUUCUCAAUCGACGACAAACAGAUGAAGAACAUAAAAACAAAUAAUUUUUUUUAUUCUUUAUAAAAGUGCAUUGACUUUAAAUUGAAAGUUUCUACACUAAUACAAAAUAAAAUAAAAAUUAUCUUGAUAA
Molecule: messenger RNA, 1605 nt
Organism: Cataglyphis hispanica
Lineage: Eukaryota; Metazoa; Arthropoda; Insecta; Hymenoptera; Formicidae
Gene: frj
Product: lysophospholipid acyltransferase 7
Exons: 6
Coding region: 62-1519 (485 amino acids)
Biological process (GO): lipid modification; phosphatidylinositol biosynthetic process
Cellular component (GO): mitochondria-associated endoplasmic reticulum membrane contact site; membrane
Molecular function (GO): lysophospholipid acyltransferase activity
Source: RefSeq, a predicted model, not a curated record